UGACAUCAUUUUUCUUGCUCCUGACACCUGACACCACUCGGCCGCAAGUGCAAAUCGGAGCUUCACAUGCUCACAAAACACAAAAUCCAAUCAUCCCAACCAUCCCAAUCAUCCAUACGGUUGGAACAUCAAUAACAUCAAAACCACCAAGCCAGUGGGUAGCAUAGCGAGGUUGUUGUUAUUGCAAGCUUACCUACAACUAAAUUAUAACUUUGCAAAUCAAUCGGAGAAGGAAAGAAUGCCUCCAAACAUCAAAUUUCCAUCUAACCUUGCCGACAUUGGAGAUGAGCUGAUUAAUGUUCCCAGAAGCAACAGUCAAGCACCCGCUCCUCCCCCCUUAACUGAAAAUGAAAAUGAAGGUGGCGAGGACACUUUCUUUUUGCAUGAUAUUGAAGAAAAUGUGGAUAUUGAAGCAUUGCAUCCUGCAACAGAAGAAAAAUAUCAUCAGGUGGCUCAAGAAAAUAAUGCAGACGAGCAAUCUCAGAGUCACCAUCAGCAUGAUCAUGAACAUCAUCACCAUCACGCAGCUCGUCGAGUGAUCAAGCACUUGGCCAGUCAGAUUGACGACCCAGAUGAGCUGAAUCUCGACGAGCAGAGACUGGCAAGAGCGGUUCGUGAUGCUGGUGAAUUCAGCUUUGGUGUCGUUGCCUGCGAAGUUUGGGCGCUCGAAGAUGACAAGCUGGUGAGACUCAACAGUGGAUGGUGGCACAACACGAUCGUCUAUCAGAAUAACAUGGCUCUGGAGGAUCUAGCCACAGAGCAGCCAAACCCCAUCACGCUAGGAGUUGACUUGCCUGGGAUUUUGUGGGCAGAAACUGUCCAACAGGGCACCAGUGCUCCACCCCUACCUCACAACACGCAAGCAAUCAUCAAGCCAUCGGGUAGCAGUGGCUUCUUUGCACAUACUUUUCCAUCGGUAGAGAAUUUUAUGCAUCUUCACACACCAAGCACUAACAGUUACAGUAACCCCCAUGCGUUGACCUGGCGAGACUUGGUUUCCAUACAAGAAGACCCAGAUUCCGCCAAGACAGAUCGCCUUGGCAAACUCAUCGAAGCUGGGCUAUGUGCUGCCACUGGGGUCCCCUAUCACGUGAGAGAUCACCGUGGAAUCGUGAUUUACUAUGCAAGAUCCCACAAGACGACGCAUCUGCUCUCAAACCUAGCUAACGAUGCAUACUUGAGAGCAUCAGCGGAGAUGAUUGGUCACACAGCAGCUUUCGCAGAAAUGCGACGGGCCAGUGUGGAAUCUCGACGACGACAAACUCUGGACGCAUCUGAUAGGUUCAAACGAAACUUACUAGACUUUCACAAGAACGUGCAAGAAGGAAAUGCAUCAAACGACGUGAACGUUGCGGAUACGGGAAAGUUAGACGUUUGGGACCGGGAAGAAGGUAAAGAAAGUUCCAGUAAAGGGACCGAUGAAAUCUCUUUGGAUGACAUGUCACCGCCCGACGAGACCAAGUGGAGCAAAGUACUUCAUGCCUUGCGAAUUUGGUCUCACAAAUGGCGAGGGGGGGAUCUACAAGUGCCACCCGCAAUGACGCUGCGCCAGACUCUGUGGACCAUUCUCGGUGCGUUCUGUGGGCUCCUAGUUCUCUCCUCGUUGAACGAGUACUACAAGAUUCUUUCCGAUGAAGACUACUACCUCUUGAUCGGUCCAUUCGGAGCAUUGAUGACACUGCAGUAUGGGCUUACUGCUGCUCCAGCAUCGCAGCCACGAAACGCAAUUCUGGGUCAGGCUGUAUCAGGCGCCAUUUCUUUGGCGUUCACGUACAUUCCAGAGUCCAUCCUUGCAACUUGGCUUCGAAGAGCCGUGGGACCAGCAAUUGCGAUCGGUGCCAUGGUUAAGCUCGGGGUGACGCAUCCACCGGCCGGAGCCCAUGCAGUUCUCUACGCCAGUGGCAAGUAUAACUUUGGCUUUUACGCCCUGGUAGUGCUGAGCUCAGCGAUUUCUGUGAUUCCAGCCACGUUGGUGAACAAUUUGAGCAGUAAGCGCCAAUAUCCAACCUAUUGGACGUUGAUCCCAUGGAACCAAAAGACAGAAAAGUAAAAUACUAGCUAGGGAUCUGCAACCAAUUCGACACAUUUGAAUUUCUCAAAGCUUCACAGGACCAACCUCACCUAGCUAGCUAGCAACUAGACAACACCGUAAAGUCCUUGCCCCUGAAGGUGUCAAGCCCACAGGCAGCAUCCUGGAACCAAAGCGUGCUUACUCUUCUUCCUGCUCCUCCGCCUGCUCCUCGGGCUCCUCAGCCUGCUCCUCUUCCUCCUCCUCUUCUUCUUC
Molecule: messenger RNA, 2284 nt
Organism: Seminavis robusta
Lineage: Eukaryota; Bacillariophyta; Bacillariophyceae; Naviculales; Naviculaceae
Source: the annotation of a GenBank genome assembly